Plodia interpunctella (Indianmeal moth) is the source of this 5875-nucleotide messenger RNA. RefSeq lists its product as uncharacterized. Lineage: Eukaryota; Metazoa; Arthropoda; Insecta; Lepidoptera; Pyralidae. The record is from RefSeq and is a predicted model, not a curated record. The transcript has a single exon. Gene Ontology annotation, biological process: DNA integration. Bases 326 to 5536 code for a protein of 1736 amino acids. Gene Ontology annotation, molecular function: nucleic acid binding; zinc ion binding.
GACAACAUAGGUUCAGUUGCAAAUAUAAUUCAUUGAGAACAGACGCUUGUUACUGCUUUCCAAAACCACUCAAUCUAGUUUGAACCUUAUCACCUAAACAUAUGGUCCAUCGAGCCGCAUCCGAGCAGGUAGCAACCGGCUGACCCUUGCCGUGAGAACAAUGGACGCAAGUACUUCGGCUAUUGAUAUCUAUGGAUUGGUGCACAUCUUUUAAGUGAAUUCAACUUAUUACGAUAAUAUCACUUAGAAAAUCGUUUGAAGUUUGUGGUUUUAAAGACAUUUGUAAUACGUAUUGACUGGAUUUAAAAAUACAAAGUGACGAACUAUGACUAAUAAGGAAGACAUAUGCAGUGUACUACAAGAAAUGACGGAUUUACUCAAGAAAGCUAAGGUUAAUUUGAAGAAAUGCCCCAAACAAAGACUUACCAAGGGUUAUAUACAAACACGUAUACAGAGUAUCGAAGAAUAUUGGAGUACAUUCAAAAGGUCUCAUAUAGAAUUGGUGAAGAUAAUACCUCGCGAGCAACGUGGCGCACUUACGUAUUUUAUAAAUGAAGAUUACUAUACGGUUGAAGAUUUAUACCACGACAUGCUCGCCGAUCUUAAGGACAUGCUAUCUCAGUUCGAAAUAGUAGUGACGUCAGAUCGAAUGUCAAACCCCGUCGUAUCUGUAUCUACGGAAAAGCAAACACAAGUAAAAUUACCACGCAUUGAGUUACCUGUUUUCUCCGGCAAUUAUGAAGAAUGGCCCACCUAUAAAGACUUGUACAUAUCACUCGUGCACAAUAAUUCGUCACUCACCAACGUUCAAAAGCUUCAUUACUUGAAGACCAGCAUCACGAGCGAAGCAGCUGCAUUACUUAGGCACAUACAAAUCACGGAUACAAAUUAUGCACUGGCAUGGGAAGCAUUACAACGACGGUAUGGCAACAAACGUUUAAUAGUGAAUUCAUUACUGAAGCGAUUUUUUAUGCAAAAGAAAUGUUCUACACAAACUGCUUCACAACUCAAGAGCCUAUUAGACACUACGAACGAAAUUUUAAAUAGUCUGCAAAAUCUUGAUAUUACUACCGGCUCUUGGGAUCCUUUAAUCGUCUUUCUGGUUGUACAGAAACUGGACCCAGAGUCACACAAGGAGUGGGAAGAAUUUGCACUUACCGAAAAUAGAGAAGAGCUAUCGAAGUGGAGUGAUUUGAAUAAAUUUUUGGAGUCCAAAUUUCGGACGUUGGAGCUAGUCGCACCGUCUACUGCUAAGAAUACGAGAGAACGAGCAUUCCAUGUGUCUACAGAGUCACCUACAUCUACAUCAGAGAAAUCAUGCAUCAUGUGUUCGGAAAAUCAUGCUUUAUGCCGUUGCGUUAAGUUUGUGCAGAUGCAACUACCUGAAAGAAGUCAAUACGUACAAAGUAACAAGCUCUGUUUUAACUGUCUGACUCCAGGACAUGCAGUAAGAAAAUGCCGCAAUAGAAUGUCCUGCAGGAAGUGCAACCGUCGCCAUCACACAUUGUUACAUCAACCGAGCAGAGACGGUCAGUCAGACAGUGCCCAUCACAGUCAUGUAGAGGAGGAGCUAAGUCAUGCAACAGAGAUUGAACCCGAGGUCGCAAUAUCAACGCAUUUCGUAUCAGAGAAAUCCACGGCCUUGCUCGCCACAGCAACGGUCAUAGUUAACGAUGAUAGAGGACAUACUACAAUAUUGCGCGCCUUAGUUGAUAAUGGCUCACAAGGCAACUUCAUUACUGAACGAGCUGCGCAACUCCUGAAACUAAAGAGAAUUCCCAUAAAAGGAACCAUCACUGGUGUUGGCAAUACGAAGACUACAGUUGAGCAGAUGGUACGAAUUCGUAUACAGUCUAGACACGACAAGGAAUUUACCCUCACCGUGGACACUUAUGUCAUGCCUACAAGGUUAACAUCGCAGCUACCAUCCAAUACAAUUACAAUCAACACACACACCUGGCCACACUUACGAGGUCUCACCCUGGCCGAUCCUAGUUUUCACUCACCAGGGCGAGUAGACAUGGUGCUAGGCGUAGAAGUUUGUGCCCAAAUCAUGAAAUCGGAGAUUCUGAAAGGUCCACCUGGCUCUCCAUGUGCCCAUAAUACAAGCUUGGGUUGGAUCCUGUUUGGAAAAGUACAAGCACACUCUUCAGAGACAAAAAUGAUUGUGAUGCAUCACCAGUGCAAUCUAGACGACAUGUUGAAGAUACUAUGGGAAGUCGACACAGACACCAAGAGCAUACUUACCAAAGAAGAAGAAGAAUGCGAGAGAAUAUACAAUAACACACAUACAAGAGAUAAAACUGGGCGUUACAUAGUUAAACUUCCAUUCAAGGUAGAUAAUCCACAAUCUCCGGAAGGAAACACGAAGGUAGGAGCUAUGAAGAGAUUAUUGCAACUAGAAAGAAGAUUUAAAGGGAAUGAACACUUCAGAGAAGAGUACACCAAGGCAAUAAAUGAAUAUAAUACACUGAAAUACAUGGAAGAAGUUAAAGAAUCUGAGAUUGACAUACCAGCUGUAUACUUACCACAUCAUGCGGUGUUUAAAGAAUCCAGUGAGAGUACCAAGAUAAGACCAGUAUUUGAUGCCUCGCACAAGGGCACCAAUAAUAUAUCCCUUAACGAUGAGUUACUAGUGGGGCCUCAACUACAAGAUGACGUUCGAUCUUUGGUUCUAAGAUGGCGCAUGAAGAAGAUAGCAUUCACUGCAGACAUUCAAAAAAUGUAUCUUCAAGUUCUGGUUGCAAGGGAAGAUGCAGAUUACCAAAGAAUUCUUUGGCGUAAUAGUAGCAAUGAUCCAAUCAAAGAAUAUCGUCUCCUCCGAGUCACAUUUGGCACAGCAAGUGCCCCCUAUCUUGCUGUCCGAACCCUUCAUCAGUUGGCUAAUGACGAAGGGACAGAUCAUGAGGCUGCUGCUGAAACAAUAAAAAAGGACUUUUUUAUGGACGAUCUCAUGUGCUCUAAAGAUACAGUUGAAGAAUCAGUUGAGAUAGCCAAGACUGUGAGCAGUAUUUUGAGAAAGGGAGGUUUUGUUUUACAAAAAUGGGCAUCGAAUAGCUCCGAGUUUCUUAAACAAUUUAAUCCAGAUGAACUCAGCUCACAUGUUACAAUGAAUAUAAAGCUUGAUGGCUUGAUAAAGACAUUGGGUUUAUCCUGGAAUAUGGGAAAGGAUGAAUUAGAAUAUCAUUUAAACUUACCUGAUUUACCUGAAGUAGUCACGAAGAGAAAUAUACUUUCUGAAGUUCAACGAUUAUACGACCCCCUUGGCUGGCUUGCUGCUGCACUAGUACCUGCAAAACUAAUAAUCCAAAAACUGUGGUUGCAGAAAAUGGGCUGGGAUGAAGAGAUAGAUCCUGCAACUAAAGAAGAAUGGUUAAAAAUACGAGAAAGUCUCAAGGACGUUAAUUUGAUAAAAAUAAAAAGAUGGAUAGGAGUCACUGAUAAGAAUGAAAAUGAACUUACCAUACAUGGUUAUUGCGAUGCUUCCGAAAAGGCAUAUGGAGCCGUAGCUUACCUGAGAGUUCAAGAUGAGAAUGGUGAAUAUAAAACUAAUAUAAUUGCAGCCAGAACAAAGGUGGCACCUAUCAAGGCUUUGUCUCUCCCGAGAUUGGAAUUGUGUGGUGCUGUUCUCCUGUCAAAACUCUUAAGGCAAAUAAGCGAAGCAAUGGGUAUACCAACCAACCAGAUAUUUUGUUGGACUGAUUCCACAAUUGUACUGUCAUGGCUACAGGGAGACCCGAAUAGAUGGCAGACCUUCGUUCGCAACAGGAUAAUCACCAUACUUGACAAUAUCGGAAACAAAUGGCAUCAUAUAAAGUCACAACAAAACCCUGCAGAUAUCGCGUCGAGAGGAAUUCUGGUAUCUGAACUGAUGAACUGUACUCUCUGGUGGCACGGUCCGGAACAUCUGCAACACAGGAAAAUAAACCUGGACACAUUAAUAAACGAAAACAUGGUACUAGAAAGGAAGAAAACUGUUCAUACUUACCUGAAUGUAGACGAAGGUGAAGCUGAUUCAAUUACUAAAGAGUUUGAAAAUUUUAGAGAUUUAAACGAACUAUUGAGGACAAUUACUUAUGCAAAGAGAUUUCUAACACAUAAAAGAAUAGGAAGUACAGCUAUAGACUCACAAAUAACCACAGAAGAAAUGGAAAUUGCACUAAAGAUUUGCGUAAGGUUGAUACAAAGACAAAUAUUUAUGGAAGAAAUAACAGAUUUGAAGGAAAGGAAAAGAGUUAAGAACAGAAGUUUAUUAAAGGCACUAAAUCCAUAUCUAGACUCGGAAAAUAUUCUCAGGGUGGGCGGAAGAAUAAAGUAUUCAACAUUAGAUCACGAGCAGAAACAUCCUAUAAUUUUGGAUAAUAAAAACAAUUUUACCUCGUUAAUUAUUGCAGAAGCUCACAAAAGAACUCUCCACGGCGGCAUACAGCUGAUGUUAAAUUACCUGAGGUCUAGAUAUUGGAUCCUGAAAGCAAAGAACUUAGUUAAAACCUAUUUACAUCGAUGCGUAGUUUGUGCAAAAUUAAACGCUAAGGCUCAAACACAACUGAUGGGUGAACUGCCUAAGGUACGAGUGACUCCAGCGCGUCCAUUUCUUCAUAGUGGCGUUGAUUUUGCCGGGCCUUAUGAUGUCUUGAUAUCCAGAGGAAGAGGAGCAAAAACCACAAAAUCAUAUAUUGCUAUUUUUGUUUGUAUGGCAACCAAGGCGAUACACUUAGAACUUGUGGGAGAUCUCACUACGAAGGCAUUCCUUGGAGCAUUCAGAAGAUUCGUGGCACGGCGCGGUCGAUGCACUGAUUUAUGGAGUGACCAGGGCAGAAACUUCAUUGGUGCUAAUAAGGAGCUAGCUGAAACAUUUAAGGAAGCUCAACUAGAAUUCGGUGAAGAAAUAUACGACAAACUGUCAUCCGAAGGAACACAAUGGCAUUUUGUACCGGCCUAUAGUCCAAACUUCUCAGGAUUGUGUGAAGCAGGUGUGCGCUCAAUGAAAUAUCAUUUAAAGAGAAUCUUGACUACACACUUGACCUUCGAAGAGAUGUCAACAGUUCUCUGCCAAGUCGAAUCGUGCCUCAACUCACGACCGCUAUACCCCGUCGAUAAUUCCGAUGUAACCAAUUUAGACAUACUUACCCCCGGACAUUUCCUUAUCGGAGAACCAUUGGUUUCCAUACCAUCACCAAGCUUCAAGGACAUAUCUGCCAGUAGCCUCUCACGCUGGCAGCACACCCAGAAAUUGGUUUCCAAUUUUUGGCGUCGCUGGCAAGAAGAAUAUCUCACCAGACUUCAACAAAGGCCGAAAUGGAUGACCAAACAGACUGAGUUUGACGUGGGUCAGAUUGUCUUGAUAAAAACUGAUGGCCUACCACCCGGAAAAUGGCAUUUGGGGAGAGUAGUCCAGAAACAUCCCGGCUUGGAUGGACUUACCAGGGUGUAUAGCAUCAAAAGCGGAAAUAAUAUUGUAAAGAGAUCGAUUUCCAAACUUUGUCCAAUCCCUUUGAAAUCAGAAUUAGAAUUACCUUGUCUGAAUAGUGCAUGAUUGUGUUUGUUAUAAUUGUCAAAAUUUCACUCAUUGAAAUUGUAACUAGUAUUUUUAACUUGACAAUGCUUACAUACAGAUUCCAUCUCAAGUGUGAUAUUAUUGUGAAUUUAGAUUUUACUAGUUAAAUUUCCGUUUAGUAUGACACUCAGUUAUUUCAUAGUAAAUAAUUCUGUUGUAGUCAGCUUUAUUCAAUGCAUGUUAUAUAUUUUUAUUUUAAAAGGUCUAUAAGCCCUUUUGGUGGGCGGCAUGUUCGGCUCAUAAGCCUCGUAUUUAAAAUGUACUAGCAUAGACAACAUAGGUUCAGUUGCAAAUAUAAUUCAUUGAGAACAGACGCUU